Messenger RNA from Saprolegnia parasitica CBS 223.65, 330 nucleotides. RefSeq lists its product as hypothetical. The transcript has a single exon. NCBI's taxonomy places the organism in Eukaryota, Oomycota, Saprolegniomycetes, Saprolegniales, Saprolegniaceae. The record is from RefSeq and is a predicted model, not a curated record. The coding region runs from base 1 to 330 and encodes 109 amino acids.
AUGGCAUGGCCCAACGGCGCGUGCACCCUCUACGACAGCACGCCCUCGCUCAUGCCAGCCAGUGCAACGUAUUCUGCCAUUUCGUACCCGGCCAAGUACACGUGUACGCUCGGCAAGUAUACGUGGCGUGACGUGAACAAGCCCAAAGGAGAGGUCGCCAAGUGCAGCCUUGAAAACCGCGCCCGCCGUGCUAGCCAAAGUGCAGGCAGCAACGGCUUUGCGUGGGUGGCACAGACAGGCACGUGCGUCCUCAAGUUGAUCCCAGAGCCCGCGAGAGUGAGGAAGACGAACCGCGCGACGCUCACGUGCAAGCAAUCCGCAAAAGCAUAG